AUGGGCAAACCAAAGCGCACACUGCUUGCCACAGCGGAGGAAACACUGAAGCCUCCCGGAACGCUUGAGAAAGGGCACGUGAUUGCCAAAAUCGUCAAUGGCGAGGGCAACAACCUUUGGUCGGUUCAAUUGCCCAACCAAUCAGAGCCAUCACUUGUGGAGCUUCCCUCGCGUUUUCGGUCGACGAUAUGGCUGAAACGUGGUGGAUACGUCGUUGUUGAUACAACCGCAUUCGGCGGACGCGAGAAUAAGCUCGAGGGCGAGGUCGCCAACGUCGUAAUGAAUGAGAAAAUCUGGAGGAAACAAGCGUACUGGUACGUCCUUGCUGUGGCUGAUAUAGCUCUGAGCUCAAGUGCACGUAGGCCAAAAGAGUUCCAGAAGACGACCGCAUAUCCCCGGGACUCCGACGAGAUGGAGUCUAAUGUGGGUCGUAUGCCGUCUCCCGAGGAUUCUGAUCUUAGUAAUUAA
Molecule: messenger RNA, 468 nt
Organism: Bacidia gigantensis
Lineage: Eukaryota; Fungi; Ascomycota; Lecanoromycetes; Lecanorales; Ramalinaceae
Exons: 1
Coding region: 1-468 (155 amino acids)
Biological process (GO): translational initiation
Cellular component (GO): nucleus
Molecular function (GO): RNA binding; translation initiation factor activity
Source: RefSeq, a predicted model, not a curated record